GUCCCUCUGUUGUCCUCUCUGGCUUUACUUGAUGCUCAGUGCCUGGCAUCCAGUGCGUCUCCUUUUCAUAACGGCCACCAUCUUCACAUAACCACUACGGCUACUGUAAGAGCAACACAGUAUUUUAUCCGACUUUGUGACCGCUCGCUGCAGGCCUGAUGAUGCAGGGACUGGGGAAGACGGAGAGAGGAGAGCAGGGCCGCGACAUCGACUUGGCAUCAAUGAGGUCAACCAUGCCAGCCAGCGGCCCUCUGCAGGGAGCUUCCAUCCCUAAUGUCAAUAUGAACCUUUACGCCACCAAAAAGACAGCAGCUGAAGGGAUGCUGGACAUCGCUCUGUUCCUGGCCAAUAUCACACACAUGAAGACUGUCAUUGAACAAGGAGCUGGAUAUCGGUACUAUGCAGCUGUGCUGACGCUCAUCUCCUUCUCCCUGGCUCUUCAGAUCAUAGCCGGUGUCCUGAUUAUUAUAAUUGGACGUCGAGAUCUGAACAACUCCACUCUCCAAAGGCGUCUGGACUACCUUAACAAUGUAACAACCAUCAUAGUCUUCAUCACAACAGUUCUCAACUGCUUCAUCAGCACGUUUGGCAUGCAGCGGUCUGGAUACUUCCCAUGGCUGAUGAUGCGCAUACAUUGAUUCAAAUGUCAGAUGUGCAGCAGUUUUUCAAAUCCUUUUUUUCCUUCAUAUUAUUAACUGUGCUGUGCAGCUUUGCAAUGAUAAAACCUCCAUUAUUCUUUUUUAUUUUUAUUUUUCAAAAACAUUAUGUAUCAUAUUUAUUUAUCAUAUGAGUUAUGUAUAAUAUAUAAUAUGAUAUUUAUAAUAUAUGUAUUUAUAAUUGGUGAUAAAAUAAAAUAUGUGGCAUUAUUUUUCUCUGUGUUUUACACAGAGGGUCAGCUCUCUAUGGUUACCAGCCAGGAUGAUCUCUUGAUAGUAGAUGAUUUAGGACCAGCUUUCUAGAUUAUAGUUAUUGUCUUCUGAACAGAAAUCAGGAGUCCAAUAAAUUUCAUGUAUCUGCACAAAUCACUCAGAAGUAUUUUGAUUUUAUAUAUUUCAUUAAAGUCCAAACAAGGUUUAAAACCACAUCCAGAAAAUGUGUGGUGUAGUAUCAAACAUUCAAAGGGUACUGUGCAAAUAUGAUAUAUAAUAUAAUACUCUACAAAUGAAAAAUUUAUUGAUGAUUGUUCUUAAUAAUUUAUUAAUAAGAAAUGUUCUGUGUGAGGACCAAAAUAAUGUGUGAGGAGACUAGAACCAACCCAGAGCCGAAUCAAACUACAUGUUAUUAGAGAUGUAACUUGGUGAUGGUGAGCAGAGUUUCUGUAUGUCUGCAGCCCUUAGUGUGGAGAGCAGAGCUUGAUGCGUGUAUGUUGGGUGCCAGGGUUCACGCAUGUGUGAGAGUUUUGAAAAGUACACAUUAACCUGACAUAGGGGGAGGAAAGGGGUAGCCAAACUUUUUAUUUAGUGCUAUUACUUUACUCUCAAUUAUUUUCUAAAUUUCAAUACCCAUCACCUCAAUAUUCCUGCAUCUAUAUCCAGAUUCUGUUCUAUUGAUGGCCAAACAUUAACCCUCACAAAGCAAUGAAGCUUUCCAAUCCCCUGCUUUGCCUAAAGGUUCUUUAAUUGAUGCUUCAUUCAUUGCUCACUAUUCAGCAGCACAGGCACUAUGACAGCCCUCAUAUUUUUUUUAAAUCAUGCAAUGAGUGCAAUAUUGCCAAAAUAAAGUUUGUUUUAUUA
Cyprinodon tularosa is the source of this 1733-nucleotide messenger RNA. Its product is annotated as ninjurin-2-like. Gene Ontology annotation, cellular component: membrane. Bases 159 to 638 code for a protein of 159 amino acids. The record is from RefSeq and is a predicted model, not a curated record. Gene Ontology annotation, biological process: tissue regeneration; cell adhesion. NCBI's taxonomy places the organism in Eukaryota, Metazoa, Chordata, Actinopteri, Cyprinodontiformes, Cyprinodontidae. The transcript is spliced from 4 exons.